AUGCCCGUUACAUUAAGAAAACGUCCCGCUCCAGCUGAGCCUCCAGCUCCAGCUCCUCCUGCUAAAAAGAAGUCAACUGUCGCAAAAUCCGUCGCAAAAGUUAAAGAAACCGUCAAGAAAGCCGCUGAACCAAAAGCUACCAAAGCUACCAAAGCUACUCCUCCAUCAAAGACAAAUGGAUCCAAAGCAAAGACUGAAACUAAAGUCGAAGCUCCAGCUCCCUUGCCUCAAGUUAAAGCUUCUAAAGCUUCAGCUGCCGCUCCAGCUCCAGCUCCAGCUCCAGCAACAACAGCAACAACAACAAAAGCUGUAGUUGGUGAAACCAUCGAUCUUAAAGGAUUCGGUGGAGAGAUUGAAACGAAUGAAGGUGAAAAGACUACACUUGAGAAACUUGUUUCCGAGAGUAAGAAUGGUGUUGUACUUUUUACUUAUCCUAAAGCUUCUACUCCUGGAUGCACAACCCAAGUCUGCGCUUUCCGCGACUCUCAUCCUACCCUCCUCUUAACCGGCUACACCGUCUACGGUCUUUCAAAAGAUUCCCCCAAAUCCAACACCACCUUCAAAACCAACCAAAAACUUCCUUACACACUUCUUUGCGACACAAAGUCUUCACUUAUCUCCGCAAUUGGUUUAAAAAAUGCGAAGGGUACCACUAGAGGUGUAUUUGUCAUUGACAAAUCUGGAAAGGUGUUGGCUGCACAGGCUGGAAGUCCUAAGGGUACACUUGAGGUUGUAGAAGGAUUGAUUGGUGCCAAGAAAGAAGAAGCUGCGAAGGAAGAAGCUGUAGUCGAAGGAGAGAAAGAAGCUGAAAAAGAAAAAGACAAUGAAACUGCAGAAGAAACAAAAGAGGAAGUCUCAUCAACCUCAGCAGAAAAACAAACCGAGGAACCAGCAAUCCCAGAAACAAAUGGUACCAACGGGACCAACACAUCUCCAUCCAAGGAAGAUGUAGCCAAAGCAGAAGUUGCAGCCGAUGUAGCCGAUACAGCUGAAAAACUUGACGGCAAAGAUUCCGAAGUUAAAGCUGCUGAGACUUCAACAGCUUGA
Molecule: messenger RNA, 1047 nt
Organism: Botrytis deweyae
Lineage: Eukaryota; Fungi; Ascomycota; Leotiomycetes; Helotiales; Sclerotiniaceae
Exons: 2
Coding region: 1-1047 (348 amino acids)
Biological process (GO): cellular response to oxidative stress; cell redox homeostasis
Cellular component (GO): cytoplasm
Molecular function (GO): thioredoxin peroxidase activity
Source: RefSeq, a predicted model, not a curated record